This is a messenger RNA of Mytilus trossulus (common blue mussel), 2777 nucleotides long. Its product is annotated as serine/arginine-rich splicing factor 7-like. The transcript has 6 exons. Bases 310 to 1182 code for a protein of 290 amino acids. Gene Ontology annotation, biological process: mRNA splicing, via spliceosome. The record is from RefSeq and is a predicted model, not a curated record. NCBI's taxonomy places the organism in Eukaryota, Metazoa, Mollusca, Bivalvia, Mytilida, Mytilidae. Gene Ontology annotation, cellular component: cytoplasm; ASAP complex; nucleoplasm. Gene Ontology annotation, molecular function: zinc ion binding; RNA binding.
AUUUCAUUGAUUCUAGAUUAAAAAUUUGUAAAUUUUAUACAACAACUUAUUUUGAAGAUAAUAUCAUCGUUAAAACGUUUAUAGAGAUAGGACUAUUAUCGUAUAAUUCAAGCGUGUCAAAGAUAAGGAAAAGUGCGUGUGGCGAAAGCAUUGGACAUUUUAAAAAUUAAAAAUUAAUCGCUAUCGACUGAUUUGCACCCAAGAAGAUAGAACCACCAAUCUUCAACUAAGGAUAAAACACGUAGAGAAAGUAAAGAUAAAAAGAGGACUAAAGAAGCAGAGAAGAGUCCAAAAAAAGAAGUUGCAAAAAUGCCACGAUCCAGAUCAAGAAGUAGGAGCAGAAGUUUCAGCAGGGGACGGAACAGGGGGAGACAACAGAGCCGUAGUAGAAGUCACAGCAGAAGUUACUCCCCGGAGGAGGGAUACAGAAUACAUGUGGCUGAUCUAGGAAUGGAUCCAUCCAAAUCAGAGUUAGACAGAGCAUUUGAAAAAUUUGGACCUAUACUUGAAGUUUGGGUCGCCAGAAAUCCACCUUGUUUUGCUUUUAUUGUUUACAAGUACAGGGAAGAUGCAGAAAGAGCAGUUCAGGACAUGGAUGGGAGAGUUUUGAGCGGAGGAAGAAUUCGUGUAUCGUUUGCCCGCCCCAGGACCAGGGGAAGGAGGAGACGAGGGUUUGAUCCAAACCUACGCUGUUAUACCUGUGGGGAGAAGGGACACUUCUCACGAGACUGUGUAGAAAUCUGGAGACAAAGACGCAGGAAUAGGAGCAGGGACAGGGGAGACAGGGGAGAUAAUAAUUUCACAGCAAGAAAACGCAGAAGUUACUCACGCUCUAAAUCCAGAUCCAAAUCUAGGUCACCAAAAAGAUCCAAGAAUCGCAGGUCAAGGUCACGUUCAAACAGACGCAAAAGCAGAAGUCCCAGGUCAAGGUCACCUGUAAAGAGAAACCGUUCAAGAUCAAAAUCACCCAAGCGUAGCAGAAGCAGAAAAGACUCAGAGAGAGAGAAGAGAUCUGUAGAAAAGAUAAAGACAGAAUCACCAAAAAAGGAGUACAGAUCUAGGUCACGCUCAAGAUCAAGGUCUAGGUCAGUCUCCAGACCAGCUGAAGAUGUUAGAAAAUCUAGGUCAAGGUCGAGGAGUAUGUCAUACCAUGGCAAUGGUGAAAUUGAGGCAGAUGCAUGAACUGUUUGACAAUGAAACAUUAAACACUGAAUUUUAUAAUGUUGUGGACGUAGAAUCGUGACAUCAGAAAAUGUUCAUGUUUGUUAAUUGUUAUAAUAGAUACUAGGAAAAAAUUGUGGAAUCUUAAUUUUAACCAUUUUAUUUUUGUCAUGUAGGUACAAUCAUCUUUUGAUUUUGAAUGUAAUUUAAAAAAGGAUAUAGGAUGAAGUGACUUAUAAUCAUCUUUAAAAUCUUUAUUAGUUAUUGACAAACUAUUAACUAUCAACCAUCAUUUAUCCAAAUAGACCAACAAUUAUUUUUAAAUCAAUUUCAUUUAAAUUUUGCAGUGGAAUAUUAUUGUCACCAUGUUGGUGGGUUUUAGUACUAUGAAUAUUUUAUGCCUCUAAGAUUAACAGAUAUUUCCCAAAAAUCAUGAAAAAACUUUUUAGAAUGGUCAUUGAAACACCAAAACAAGUUUUGUGCAUUUAAUUUUGGCACAUAAUAGAGGCAGAAAGACUAAACAAAUGAUGUAUCCUUUCACCUUUAGUUUUACAAUCAAAUUAUAAGGGGGAGGUUAUAAGAAUGACAAAACCUUUGAUGUUUUAUUUGAUGUUGAUUAGAUGUUUUUAAUCAGAGAUUUUGUUGUAUUUUAUGACAAGGUAAAUGUUGUUUUAUAGGACCAUCCAUUAAUCAUAUCUCACGAGUUAGUGGAAGGAAAAGGAUACUUUUUCUGUUAUUGAAGAAAUCAUCAUGUGUUAUAUAUAUUAAAAAUGUCAUCAUUAUUAAGGAACAUUUUCAAUUUAAUUGUUAUUUUAUCAAGAAUGUUAGUAGAAUAAGAUCAUGACUAGUUUCAUUGAUUCAAAUUGACAAGUUGAAAUAAAUUUUAUGGAGUCACCAAUGCUCCAUCUUCUGUUUAAAAAUUAAAACUACAUCCCUGCAAACUCUUGUCAAAUUUAUAAAUUUCUUUGUUAAUAUUUUUCAGCGAAGAAAAAUAUGAACAUUCAUUAUAGUUUAUCAUAAAAAAUAAUUAAAAAAAAAUAGCCUUUAUAAAAGAAACUUUGAAUCUGCGAAGAAAAUAUUUGAUGCCUAGAUGGUGUUAAACUUCUUAGUAAUUUAAUACAUUCCAGAAAAAAACCUGUGCUGUUCAUACCAUUUCAUUACAAAGUUGAUUGUGGCUAUACUCUGCAGAUCUUUAAAGGAUAAAAUGAGAAGCUACAUGGCAGGUGAUACCAUUUCCCUUUUGUAAUGUCCGAGUCUAAUUACAUGAUACAUUUUAGAUACAUGAUUAUACGUUUUAGUCCUUUUAUCUUUGUUCAGAGCUCUACAUUAAUCCCCAUCAGUGUCGUGCAAACCUCGAUUUUGAAACUUUGCAUCGAACAUUAACAGAUAUUUUCAAGUUGCCAUCUUAUUCUCAUAGACUUUAUAGACAUGAAUAAAGAUAAUUCUUAAAUUUUUAUCCUACUCAUUGACAUAAAUGAAGAUUGAGUAUUAAUCACAUGAGAAGGGAGACAACUUGUGUUAGUUACAUUGUAAAAUGGAUCAAUAAGAAAUCUUGACUGUAUAUUGCAUUUUUUAAUCAUCAUUUAUACAGAAUAUUAAAAUCGAAAUAAAAAUAC